GGUGAAUGUAAAGAAUACAUGAAGAAAUAUAUGAACUGCUUGAAGAAAAACAACAAUGACAACCAUAAGUGCAGAACAGAGUCAAAGGAUUACCUUCAGUGUAGGAUGGACAGGUACCCUGUGAGAUAAUUUGGGUAAUUUAUUGAUUUUACAGGGAUACCAAUAUAAAUAGAUAAAUGAAUGAGUCAGUCAGUCAGUCAGUCAGUCAGUGAAUGAAUGAAUGAGUGAAUGAAUGAAAGAAUGAAAGAAUAAAAUGUAGGGGGCCCAUGUACAGUGUGGGGCCAUAAAUCAUCAAAUUACCAAACGUGUCAACAUUAUUUAUAUACUACAUUUCGAAGAUUUUAAGAAAUCCGUAUCUAAUCAAAUUUUAACCAGCUUUUGCAAAUCAGGCGAGAACAAUGGAUUUUCUUAACUGGGUAAGGUUUUUUAAAACCACCACACAGGGUAGUUUAUUGCAGGUCUUUGAGUAACAUAACUGUAUCAAUCAAUCAUCUUCACCUAUGUGUAAGAAUUUUCCACACAAGCACUACAGUUUCGACGAUUCUGAAAACUACACCUUUCACCUAGCAUCCAAGUCCACCUUUUCAUUCUUAACACGAUUAUGUCUAGUCUUGCACUAAGUCUACACCUUGUUAUUAGGAGCAAGGGGUAAAAUUAUGUCGCACGCAAAGUGAGCAUUGGAUCUGAACAGUAAAACAAAUCCAUGCAACUUUGAAGGUCUUGGGAAAUUGAGUACAGUUGCUUAUUUAAAUAACCCAGUUAAACUAUUCUAACCAGGUUACAAAUAAUUAGAGGAAUUUUUUACCAGGUUAUUAAAAAACUAAGCUGAUUGCUAAGUUUGGCCACAGCGAAUGUAAACUUGCAGAAAAAAUUCAGCUGAAACACCUAAAUAAAUAUUGCACUUAACCUUUAGUAUCUUCGAAUUUCAAAAAAAUUAUUUUGAUAACUUUACCAUCUUGAAACAUUGUCAGAGACUCAGUAUCAGUCGGUCAGGUCAGGAGGAAUAAUGCAUGUGUAAUGCCAAUCCUCCUGUCCUGACUGACUGUCACUGAGUCUCUGAGAAUGCGCUUCAGCUAUAUUUAUUUACUAUUUAGGUGACAUGUUGAGAGUGAUUGCUGGGACUAUUCCCCUUACAUGAUACAAGUUAGAAAUAGCAGUUACCGUAAAAUUUCAAAAUAAGCCCUGGAGCUUUUAUUUUCCAAAGGCCCUUUUUGAGGGGCUUAUUUUUUGAGGGGCUUAUAUUUGGAGGGGCAAUAUUUAACAGAGGGUUUUUUGCGUUACCAGCUUGGGGGGCUUAUAUGUGGAGGGGCUUAUUUUCCGAAUUUUACGGUAAUCUGCUUCAGGUAAGAAUAGCAAGAAUGGCUAUAAUUUUAUUUUACUGUUUACUUUGUAGACAACUUAUGGCAAAGGAAGACUUUCGAAGACUUGGGUAUUCUGAGGAUUCCAGCUCAAAGGGUGAUUCUGCAAAUUUGGGAAACUAAAGAACUAUGGAAUAUUUGUCAAGCUGACGGUAACUGUGACGGUAGCAGCUAGAGGUGCAUAGUUUCUGUGUACCUGCAUGGCAAUGUUCCAUUAAGUGCUCCACUUUUCCUUCAUCACAUUGGAGUGAUUUAUCAUUGAUUGCGGUAUUAUAUGGUUGGCUCCAUGAGUUGGCGAUAUGAAGCAAAUCCUAUGUUUUGACUGGCAGCAGUUACAGUUUUCACAUGUGAUAAACAAAAAAUAGCUGAAAGAACAUAAAGAAGGUUUACUUACUGGGCAUUUGCAUUGUUUUCAGCUUUUCCAUAAAUUACCUUUCAUUCCUUUUCUUUAGGGAAAGUUCAUUUAAUAUGAAAUGAAGAACAUAAAGAAGGUUUUUUUUAGAGCCCCUCCUUGGUAGUCUUACUGAAAAAGAUCGGCUGUAUUUUUACAUUGUUUUCAACAAACUUGAGAUACUUUUCCAAAGGAUUUUAAAACAAGAGUUACCUUUACAUUUGUUUUUCUUUAUAUAGUUUUUGCUAUUUUGUUUUUAUGAUGUCAUUGUGGUUUUGAAGUGAAAUUUGCAAACAAUUUUUUCAGAGCCCCCCCUCAAUAUCUUCAUCCCCCCCUUGUCAUAUUAAAUGAACUUUCCCUUAGUUUUCUAUUUUGUUUUUCUUGUAUUGAUCUGCAACAACUUGGCCAAUAUCCAGCCAUAUUGACCUAAUGUAAUACUUGGUAAUGACAACUGUAGUCUUUUGUACUUCAUAUUUUUCUGUUUUAUAUCCUGUUUGCUACUGUAGUCACACAGGCUUGUUACUAGAUCCAUACUCAGUCCAUUUAACAGCUCUAAGAUCACCAACAUUUUUAUGCUAAUAAGAUCACUAUAGAUAUUAAAGAAAGUAAGUAAUCCCUCGAGACCUUGAAUUAAGAGUUUGUGCAACUUACUAUUUAAGAUACAUGUACACUGUACUACGAAAGUUAGUCUACAAAUACAUAACCCAAUAUGAGCUUUCUUUGAUAAAUUAAUGCAGUUGAACCUUUGUAUUUUAACUGGUUGUUAUGUUCAGCUUUAGCCACCUUGACCUUAUUGUUACUUUGCAAAAUUUACAUCUUUGAAAAUACAACUGAUCCAUCAACACUAAAAACAUCAUAAGUUUCAUUUCUUACCUGAUGAAUCCAUUUUAUUAUUUUAGGUGUCAAUAUAUUUAGCUCAAAAAACAUGUUACUGAGGACAAUGUUUUUAUGUUCCCUACUAAAGAUAGUAUUUCUAUGUGGUCAUCCUUAUCAUGCAGAUUUCGAGCCAUUUGUGGGGCAAAGGACUCGAGUGUUAGUCUUGCUCAAGAAAUCAAAACUUUGACCUCCUACUUUGCAGGCCAGCGCUCUGCUAACUUAUCUAACCAUAAAGAACACUUUUACUGAUGAAAUGAUGUCAUUUAACUUUGCUAGACUGUUCCUAGCUCCUGCAAAGUUUUGAACAUCUCUUGUCCUCAAAUUGUGCUUUUGAAAGUAUGCCAAAGCUCGGAGGAACGUCACUGCUACACUGGAAACAAAAACAAUUGCAGUUCUGUUUAACCAGUGGGGUUUUCUAGGGGGAGAUGUCAGAAAAUACAUAGUUCAGUAACAAAUAAAAAGAGGGUGAGAGAGAGUGAAAAAAGGAUAAUCUUCCUGGUCCUCUCCUCCUCUCUGUUUUCCUCUGAGGUCCUUUGGCCAAGUUUUGUUUAGCUUUAAUUCGUUUUCUUUAAUAGUGGUGACCAGAACAACAGCAACAACAACAACCUUUAUUAUUACAGAGGCCCUGCCAGGGGGGGGGUGGGUCCCAUGUAUCCCAUCUGAAUUUUAAAACGUCUCGUGUCGGUGUUUAUAAAUGCUUGUCGCUUAUUGUCGGCUUUGCCGUCACUGUCGCAAUUUGGCCGAGGGAGGUUGUCCCUUGUCACAAUUUCAUUUUACGCGCUGUCGCUACUUUUUGGGCGAUGUCGCUUUUCGGAAUUUACCCUGGCAGGACCUCAUUACAUCCAACUAGAGAAUGCUACAUUUUUUCGAUUGCUAAUGGAAAGAAAAGAAGAAAUUGUUUCAGUGAUACAUUAUGAUAGCAAGGAUGUCUAGGAGCUAAAUUAACAAACCUUAUUUUUCGUGCUAACUACUAGCUAUAAAAUGAUAUUUUUAACACAGUGGUGACAGGUAAAAUAGUAGCAAAGAACAAAAC
Molecule: messenger RNA, 3658 nt
Organism: Porites lobata
Lineage: Eukaryota; Metazoa; Cnidaria; Anthozoa; Scleractinia; Poritidae
Source: the annotation of a GenBank genome assembly